Nerophis lumbriciformis (worm pipefish) is the source of this 1856-nucleotide messenger RNA. RefSeq names its product leupaxin (gene lpxn). Gene Ontology annotation, molecular function: muscle alpha-actinin binding; actin binding. Gene Ontology annotation, cellular component: filamentous actin; Z disc; stress fiber. Gene Ontology annotation, biological process: heart development; muscle structure development; actin cytoskeleton organization. The record is from RefSeq and is a predicted model, not a curated record. NCBI's taxonomy places the organism in Eukaryota, Metazoa, Chordata, Actinopteri, Syngnathiformes, Syngnathidae.
CUUUUGUCAGAGGAAGUGAAGACAUGACACGUGGUCGUUACCUUGGUAACAAAGCAGUUGCGGGGCGAAAAACAAUCUUCAAACACAUUGUUUUUCAAAGCAGAAGGUAACAUGGAUGAGCUCGAUUUGCUGUUGGAGGAGAUAGCCCUUAAUCCAACUGCUUCAACAAGCACUAAUUCAACUGCCAGUGAGGUGCAAGCUGCAGCCAAAAAUGGACCUAGGAAGAGAUCAAACCUAAAAGUGUACAGCGACCUGACUCCUCCCGUGGAAGCAUCCCAGGAUGACGAUUCUCCCACCAAAGAGCUGGAUUCUAUUUUACAAGAUCUGAUGAGUUUGGGAUCUCAGGAUGCAGAAUCUUCACCACUUUUACAAGAGACAACAGAAGAUGGCCAACAGGGAACCGUCAGUAAUUUGGAUUCAGAUGCAAAGGAUUCCGCAGGGAGCAAAGAUGCAGACAGUAUAGACAAUCUUCUUGGAGGGCUGAAGACUGACCUGGAAAAGAUCGGCGUCCGCACCACAGCCAAGGGUCACUGUGCCGCCUGUAACAAAACCAUUGCGGGGAAGAUGAUCACAGCCAUGGGUGAAAUGUGGCACCCGGAGCACUUUGUGUGUGCGGCGUGUACGACAGAACUGAGCACCACCGGCUAUUUUGAGAGGGAAGGACGUGCGUACUGCACUAAGGACUACCAUCAGCUCUUCUCGCCACGCUGUGCUUACUGCGGAGGGCCCAUUGUACAGAACAUCUUGACAGCUUUGGACCAGACGUGGCAUCCCGAUCACUUCUUCUGCACACACUGCGGGGACUUCUUUGGAGAUGAUGGUUUCCUCGAGAAGGACGGGAAGCCAUAUUGUCGCAAGGACUUCUACCAACUCUUUGCCCCUAAGUGUGCGGGCUGUGGGGAGCCCGUGAUGGAGAAGUACCUGACUGCGGCUAACGGCACAUGGCAUCUGGAAUGCUUCGUCUGUGCGGACUGUCUGAAGCCCUUCUCCGACGGCCGCUUCAUGGAGCUGGACGGGCGGCCGCUCUGCCAGACGCACUUCCACUCCCGGCGGGGCACUCUUUGCGCCGGCUGCCGCCAGCCCAUCGUGGGUCGCUGUGUCUCGGCUAUGGAGAGGAAAUAUCACCCCGAGCACUUUGUGUGCACCUUCUGUCAGAAGCAGCUCAGCCAAGGAAUCUUCAGGGAGCACAGAGGCAAACCCUACUGCCUGGCCUGCCAUCACAAACUCUUAGCCUGACAAGGAAAUGUGGAAAUCAAUCAUUAAUACACUAUACCUAAUGAGAAAAAUAACUUGGCCAUAAUUUUCAAUCCGUGAAUGCCCUUACUUUUUUCUACAUAGGAUCUAAAAUUUAAAAAUAUGGGGGCAUUGAUAGCUUUAGUGCAACGAAGAUGGUAAAACCAUACUUGCCAACCCUCCCGGAUUUUCCGGGAGACUCCCAAAAUUCAGCGCCUCUCCCGAAAACCUCCCGGGACACAUUUUCUCCCGAAAAUCUCCCGAAAUUCAGGCGGACCUGGAGGCCAAGCCCCCUCCAGGUCCGUAUGGAGCAAUGUUGUUGUAAUAUAUUGAGUUGGAGGCAAUAAACAGGCGAGGGGAUGAAGUAUGUCUCUUUACUGUAGACUUCAGAACAGACUCACACACUUGACGUAAGGUGCGCAACACCACGUAAAUCGUUGGCCAACCAAAAAGUAACCACAGUACGCUAUAGCCAACAUUCACCAGGAGAUGGCAACAGACAAACAUAGAUCACUCUAUUACAUUCCAGUCUCUCCAUGUUUUCUCACCAUGGUAACAUGUGAUCCACUUGCACUGUGCGCUGUCUCUGUCCCUCUUGAUAUAUAUAUAUAUAUAUAUAUAUA